This is a messenger RNA of Colletes gigas, 2972 nucleotides long. It is a transcript of the gene mio, whose product is annotated as GATOR complex protein MIOS-B. Lineage: Eukaryota; Metazoa; Arthropoda; Insecta; Hymenoptera; Colletidae. Gene Ontology annotation, cellular component: cytoplasm. Gene Ontology annotation, biological process: cellular response to amino acid starvation; positive regulation of TORC1 signaling. The coding region runs from base 257 to 2842 and encodes 861 amino acids. Gene Ontology annotation, molecular function: protein binding. The transcript is spliced from 15 exons. The record is from RefSeq and is a predicted model, not a curated record.
AAAAAAUAUUGUGAUUUACGAAUGAAACGCAAACUCGACAGUGGGAAAAGGAAUUAAACAUUGAAUGUAUUACAUUUCAAUGGAAACGUUCAACGAAUGGGCAAUUAUGUUUGAGGUUAACUGUCAUUUUCGUAAAGAAAUGCUGACCGGCGAUGUUUUUGUAACACGAAACGUAAUAUUUCUCAUAUUUUAGAUAAAAAAUAUAAAGUAAUGGAUAUUAUUUUUAUUGGCGAGAUUCUAUGAAAAACGCGACAAAAUGAGUAGUGUUAAACUCGAUGUACUGUGGUCACCUAUCCAUGCAAAUAAAUUUAUUACAUGGGGUACGGAAAUCUGUCUGUACGAAGUGACACAAGUAAAAGACAGUAUUAGGCAAUUAUAUAUAAAGAUUUCCGACUCUACGGUAGCUCAUUUACUUGCUACAAAUACAAAUCAUCAUUACGUUAAGUGUAUAGAUAUAUAUCCGCAAUUGGAACCAGAUAUUUUGUUAGCGGUCGGACAAGCAAAUGGAAAAGUCGUUUUGACCACUUUCGGUCCGACGGUGUUCGAUUCUCAAGGUCUCAGUGGAAAAGAAUUAGUUCCAAAAUAUGCAAGGCAAUGUAACACCGUCGCUUGGAAUCCCAUAGAUACAAAUUUAAUUGUAUCUGGUUUAGAUAAGCAUAGUAAAGAUCAUUCCAUUUUAUUGUGGGAUAUAAAUAAAGGCUUGCAAGGUUCGGAAAGAGUGCAUCACCACACUGCUGUUCAAACGGAUUCUGUAAGACCUAUCGCUGAGGUCGGUGUUUCUGAAAUUAUACAUUCUAUCGCUUGGUUCAAGAACGAACAGAAAUGUAUGGUGGUUGGUGCAAAUAACAAGCAGCUGAAAAUUAUUGAUUUUAGAGAUUCCGCAAAGGUAGUGAACACAGCUGCGACUAAAGCAGUUUAUAACGUGUCGGUCAACCCGCACAAUAAUCAUCAUUUAGUCUCCAGUGUCGAUAAUCAGAUAACAAUUUGGGAUACGCGCUGUUUCGAAAAGCCUGUUUUGACCCUGUCGCAAGGUAGACAAAUUACUAAAGUUCUCUGGUGCCCUACCAGACACAACCUCUUGGGUGCUUUACAAAAAGACUCGGUGACAUUACAUUUGUAUGAUAUUCAACACUGUGGAACUGGCGGAGGAGAAGAUACUGAACCUGGAGCCUUGGAAAGAACGGUUGCACCACCUUGGCAUAGCCCCGUAAGCUUUUCAUGGCAUCCGACACACGUGAACAGGCUAUUGGCAAUAUCGCAACAAGAACUCACGGAUUAUACGGUCUGCGAAAGGAUUACGGUAAAUUGGUCUACGCGAUCUCACCUUGCAUGGAAUCAUGCUUCCAAAUCUUUUAAAUACAUAUGCAGCAAUGAUAACAUAUACAAGGCUCUGGACGACAUUUCUAUUUUGACUAAAACACGCGCAGCUUCGGAAUAUGGAUUACUUCCAGAACUGACUCAGAAUGGCGAACUGGCUGAAAACGAUACACUCAAGAACCUGUGGCAAUGGUUAUAUUUAAGUCGUUAUUUGGUAGAAGAUGGCACUAUAUCCAGUCCGGAUAAUAAACAUCCAGGCGUCAGAACAGUUUUGAAGUUGGACGGUCAACAAGGAUCCAAUGGUUUCUUGAAAUCGGAACUGAUGCAUCGUCCCUGGUCGGAUAUAGGAUCGAAUCAUACCGCGAAAAUUUACAGAUCUCCAGAUAGAGAUAAAGGACUGCUUUUAUGCGGUUGGAGAUUUGACAAGGAUACAAACACUCUUUAUGAUAAUUUAUUUUUAGAGAGGUUAGAAAGAGAGGGGGCGUACCCGAGAGCGGCGGCGAUAGCAGUAUUUAAUUUAUGUUUACGACAAGCCAUAGAAAUAUUAAACCGGGGAGCGAGUAAAAUGUCAAUGUCCGCAAACUUGAAUAUUGUCGCCAUGGCUUUGUCGGGAUUCUCCGAAGAUAGAAAUAGCAUGUGGAGAGAAUCCUGUUUGAAAUGUAGAUCCCAACUUUCAGAUCCAUAUUUGAGAGCGACUUUUGCUUUUCUCACGUCGGACGAUUCGUACGAAAAUGUUUUAAACGAAAAUGGUAUGGCGGUCGAGGAUAGAGUUGCGUUCGCGCUUAUGUUUUUAUCGGACAAUAAAUUGAACGAAUACUUAAAAAGGUUAACUCAAAAUCUAACCGACGAGGGAAAUUUGUCUGGGUUUCUUUUAACAGGUGCAAGCUUCGAAGGUAUACAAUUAUUAAAUCGAUAUUUAGAGAUCACCGGCGACGUUCAAAGUUGCAGCCUCAUAGCUAUUAGGGCGUUCACUCCGAAAUUGCUGCAAGAAAACCAAGUACAAGUAUGGAUUACUAGUUACAGGAACCUUUUGAACGCAUGGAAAAUGUGGACUCAAAGAGCACAUUUUGACAUUGCAAUGCGAUCUGCGACAAACGAGAAACCUCCGCAACAAAUAUACGUUUCUUGCAACUUUUGUGGUAAAAGUAUAUCGGCGCUUAUGCAAGGUUUAAGCAGAGCUAGGGGACCCUUCGGUAGAUUGGGAAGUACGCCGAAUAAAUUAAAGAUGUCUUCGUGUCCAAAUUGUCGAAAACCGUUACCGCGAUGCGCCAUCUGUUUGAUGCACAUGGGUACCGUGAGCGGAUUGCAAAUGACUACGUCUGGCGUUAGUAGGAACGAAGAGUGCGACAACAAGCUGACAGAAUUCAGUAACUGGUUCACGUGGUGUCAAACGUGCAGACACGGUGGUCAUGCUGAUCACAUUACGCAUUGGUUUCGGCAACAUUCCGAGUGUCCGGUAACAUCGUGCACUUGUAGAUGCUUCUCCUUGGACGCGUCGUGCAAAAUCGGAGUGGGUAUCGCGUAAACAGAAACCAUGGCAUCCCAAGAAAUUUAUACAGCACCGACGGUGUUUCUUUUCUUUUUAUAGUUUUAGGAUAUCAUUUUUUUUGUACUUCCCGAAAAAAAAGGAUAAUUAACUGUGCAUUUACGCGGUG